Drosophila rhopaloa is the source of this 1229-nucleotide messenger RNA. RefSeq names its product ninjurin-A. The transcript has 4 exons. Bases 322 to 1050 code for a protein of 242 amino acids. Gene Ontology annotation, cellular component: membrane. The record is from RefSeq and is a predicted model, not a curated record. Gene Ontology annotation, biological process: cell adhesion; tissue regeneration. NCBI's taxonomy places the organism in Eukaryota, Metazoa, Arthropoda, Insecta, Diptera, Drosophilidae.
AACGUAACGCUGACGACCAACCGGCCAAACAAGUGGACCAGAGACAACAUUCGCGAUUUUAUUUGUAUCUCUGGUCAGUUGGACGAGAAAUAGCGUGCUGAGCGGUCGCAAAACGCGCACGAGUAUUAACAGAAGCCGAAGAAAAAAUAAGACAUAAACAACAAAGUUUUUUUGACCGAAAAGAUCUAGAUAAAAAUAUACUAUAUUAACGGACACAAACAAACAAAGGAAUUCUUUAAGCAUUUGACGCCAAAAGAUCACACUGCAGUUCAUAAUUUAUAAUUGCCCCAAGCCGUUUAAUUGUAUUAAAUUAAUUGUAAAAUGAGUGAGCUACAGCAUAUAACGCUGGAAAUGGAUAAGCUGCCGAAUGAAGACGAUAAAACUUUGACGAGAAAUCAAGAAAAUAUCAACAAUCACAGCAACGGCGAUGCAAUCGACGGACUGACACGUAAUAAUGUUCGAGUUCCCAGAGCAGUGCCCGAAACGGAUGACGAUGACAACGACGAUCGUCCCUUUGUUGAAGAUGGGAGUGGCAAUCCCGGCGUGGACGAUGGUCUUCUGGGCGGCGGAGGAGGCAAAGGCGGAGGUGGUGGAGUCAAUGUGCUCGUACCCAAUGGAGGAAGACGACCCAGUUUCUCCUUUCCGGGCUAUAAUGGACCCGGUUUUGUGAACAUCAACGGAGUGGAGACACCCAUACCCGAUGUGAAUGCCUAUCAGCACAAGAAAACCCUGGCACAGGGAAUGAUGGAUCUGGCAUUACUGUCCGCCAAUGCAAAUCAGUUGCGUUAUGUGCUGGAAACCAACACGCAGCAUCCCUACUUUUAUCCCAGUCUCCUAUUCAUCUCGCUCAGCAUUAUAUUCCAGAUCGCAGUUGGCGUGGGCCUUAUUUGGAAUGGCCGGUAUAACAUCAAGAAUGAGCAAGAGAUCUGCCGGGCGAACAAAAUCAAUAAUUACACAGUCAUCGGAAUUUUUAUUGUUACGGUGGUCAAUGUCCUUAUAUCGGCAUUUGGCGUAGCAGAACGAGCCCCUUUAGCCGUCAAUACAACAUAGUUCAAGGACAUAUUUUAAUUAAAAUGUAGAGUUGUAAGCACAAUCACAUCCUUAGAUUAAACUCACAGCUACACUGGUCAGUUCUUGUUGAGACUCACAAAGCGCCUCAUUUUUAUAUAUUUAAAAAAUCAAUUGUGAUAAAUAAAUAAAAUCCCACGAGCAUUUUACGACUUAUUCGA